CACGCUGCUGGCAUUUCUGCAGCCUUGGCUUCUUGGUUUUGAAUGUUGAUCGUUUCGUCUACUUGAGUAAGACAUGCCCUCCACCCGCAAACCCCCUUUCUCAUAGCAACCAAUAUAAUCUGUCGCUGCGAAACCAAAACUCGGUGAGAUGGCUGGAGUUGGAUGUCUCACUUCUCCUUGCUGGCCUAGUCGAGGACAAAGUGGAAAACAAUAUACACGGCCUGCGCAAGUCUUUGCUUCCCCGCAGGAGCAGCCGCGAAACGCGCUGUCGCAAGCAAACAACCCAGCUUCAUGAGGACAUUGAAACUCAGCGAACCAACGUUAUACACAGCCAUUUAUAUUCACAUCUUUUGCAUACAAGUCGGUUGAGCUUCGAAUCUGCGCAGUUCUUGGCUCGAUCUUCAUCCGACCAUAACCUUCUGGGAUACUAACGCCAGCCAGAAUGGAUCCUUUUAGGUACCGUAAAGCUUAUGAAGCAAUGCUGCAUACAACCCAGCUCAUUGAGGAUCGAUUGAGACAAGAAUUUGAUCCUGAGGAAGAAGCGACAGCUCAAAAUGAUGUACCGAAAGCUGCUUUUCUGGGACCAGACCCGGAUAGCAUGGAUUGGACACCCACAGAGUCAGUCACUCCACCUCCGGAAUGUGGACCGCCACCAGCUCUGUCGAAGAAACUGCGACACCUUCUCCCUGGCGGCGGUGACGGCGAUCUCCAAGCUGAAGACACGGGCGAAAACGCGGUGCUCCUUCACAAAAUGAAAGAGGGCAAGGUCAUGGACGAAUGUAUUGACAAGCUAGUCAAUGAUCUACCCGAUGUCUUGAGUUACCAAAAAUCGGUAUCUUUUACUCCUUCGACAAUCGAGGUACCCAAGGACUUUGGCCUACAGCUAAGUAUUUCAAUCAACCACCAUCUUGCUCAGAUAGCCGAUCGGAAAGCGUUAGAGAAGUACCGGAGGCUUCUAGGCCAUCGUAAGGAAAACUCGAAGAAGAAAGCGGUGAAGCUUGGGUUUGAUCCAGUUGAUCUGAUCAAGAAGCAAGCCGUGGCUUUUGGGGAGAACGGACCUGCACCGGUGUGCACGCUUGACAACGACAUCCACUCAAUCUUUCGUUUGGAGAACUGGCAUGGCUGUCCAGAUGGGAUUUAUGAGGUGAUGAAACCAGCUUUACAGCUUGCCACGUUGCUGGUAACCUCUCGGGCAACAGCUCACUUUUGGCAUACGCUCGUUCUUGGGAAGCGGGAGCGCUGCCAAGAAACUUCAGCAAUGUAUGGCCAGCCAUGCUUUCGUAUCAAGGAAAAUGUAACAUGGUCUGAAGAGCGCGAAACAACAUUCAGAAGCUUCCUGGACAACCAAAUCGACACGUUGCACUUCUACUUCCAUCACGACCCUCUACCGCCAGAGACUGCAUACGCGUCAAUGGGGUUGGUAAAAGACUAUAAGAAUGGUUUGAUGCGAAAGAUCAACCACAAGUGUCAUACCAGCCGGAUCUGCUUGCAUUCAGACUUUUACACUACCGCAAAAAAGCUCAGUCUGCUACGAUAUCGCGAGCCGGCCAUGGUAUUACGAUACAAUAUGUUUUUGGCUACAUGUCUGGCACAUGAAGUAGCUCAUUUUUGCGAGGUUUCUGGACCGCAUCACGACCACCCUCUGCUUUCUGAGCCAGAAGUUUUCUUCGGCGACAACAUGUGGACAGAAAGUGGAAUCUCCUUUGAACUGAAAACUUUUGGCGGUCGCAUACAUCCUUUAUCCAGUCGGAUCGAUUGUAAAUUCGGACUGGCUUGCCUUGACUAUCCACUCAAAGAGCUCUAUGAUAAGGACGACAAUGUCUUGUACGCUUUACCAAUGGAGUACAUUCUCAAGCUCCAACAAAAGGAGACUUGGGAACAAGACUUCAGCAAGACUGGCGAUGAUGUUUUCUUCGUUCCUCGCACCGGUGGCAGAUCAAUAGAGAUUAACGGCACCAAUCUCAUGAUUUGGGAAGAUGAGAAUGAUGCAGAUAUUUCAGAUCACAUCGAUAAUGAAGAUACAGAAUGGAUGCGCAUGGAUGAUGGCUCCAUCGCAAGGAAUCCGAAAGCUAACAAUCGCAAACCAGAGCGUCAGCCCGUGGUACCACGAUGGAAUCCGUACAGUAAUCAAAAACGGAAGAAUGUUGUUGAAGUAAACGCACCUUGCGUUUCCAAGGAGGUAGUUGAGAUUAAAGACGAGGAAGAGAAGGUACCUACAGGAUUAGAAGUUCCGGAAGAUGUAGAAGGCGGCAAAGGCGGCUCGGACCAGGACAUGAUUUAAAUUCAGGCUUUCCAUCCUGCUGGAGAACACUGGGGUAAAACGAACAAAAGGGAGGAAUCAUUGCAUUCAUAAUCAUCAGUUGGAUACCAUUGCAUCUACGGGGGGCGCUGUUGUCUUAAACCUUGAACUAUUAUCAGCUCUC
Messenger RNA from Bipolaris sorokiniana ND90Pr, 2423 nucleotides. RefSeq lists its product as uncharacterized. NCBI's taxonomy places the organism in Eukaryota, Fungi, Ascomycota, Dothideomycetes, Pleosporales, Pleosporaceae. Bases 443 to 2281 code for a protein of 612 amino acids. The record is from RefSeq and is a predicted model, not a curated record. The transcript has a single exon.